GUCGCUCAUUUCACGGGGUUUCCGCAGCAAUCUUUACUCAGUCAACGCUCUGAAUUAUCGAGUGCGGGAGUGCGUAUAUUCCUCCCCGUCUUUCUUCCUUAGAAUUUUUCUUGGAUUUCCCCUGCUGGAGUGAGAGUACUUUGACAGAGUAUAUUCUACUGUGCCAGGGAACCUUGUGACGUCUUGCCGCUGUUUUUCUGAGUGCUGAAUGGGAGAGUUACUGCUCAAGGAUUUCCUGCUCAAAGACGGACUUUAUCUGAAAAGCUCCAUGCCGGGAAUUAAUGCACAUCACGCGGUUACCGUACCGAGCUCCAAGCACUACGACUUCGAGUCCUUACAGCCGUACUUCUACGAGGAGACAGAUGAUCCUGCCCGGGAGGAUGACUUCUACUCCACACCGAGCCCGUCCGUACCGCCCUCCGAGGACAUCUGGAAGAAGUUCGAGUUGUUGCCGACACCGCCUCGGUCGCCCUCGCACCCUGCCCCGAAGUCUUUCAUUCCCACGGUCGCCGAGAAGCUGGAGAUGGUCUCGGAGCUGCUCGACGAAGACGCGGUGAACCAGAGCUUCAUUUUCCCACUGGACACGCAAUCUUUGAAGUCGAAGCUCAUCCAAGAUUGCAUGUGGAGUGGGUACACCAACGAGGAGAAGGUGGAGAAGGCAGCCCAGGCACAAGAGGCGACCCCGCCGCCCAUGGAUUACACCAGCACCGACUGCGUGGAUCCCAUGGCCGUGUUCCCCUACCCGCUCAGCGAGACAACACCGAAAGAGAACCCCCAACGUCUCGGUACACAGACCCCGUCCGACUCAGAAGAGGAAAUUGAUGUUGUGACGGUGGAAAAGAUGCAUCCAAAGAGGAGGAUAAGCAGUGCUGUAGUCCAUCACAACUACUGUGCCACCCUGCCGGUCAAGCGCUCCAGAUCAUCCACACCUAGCAGCAGUCCACAGCACAGCCCAUCUCUUGUUAAGCGACUUAAGUCGGUCAACGUUAGCGAGUUGAAGGCCGCUAUCCAGCCGUACGUCAGAAAAAGCUCCUCAAAUCCUGGAAGUCGAGCCAACAGUCGCCCAUGUAGUCGCCCCAGCAGUGCUCCCACUAGUGAUUCUGAGGACAGUGAGUCAAAGCGUUCAACACACAACAUCUUGGAGAGAAAGCGACGCAAUGACCUGAAGGCAAGUUUCAUCACACUGAGGGAUAGCGUACCAGAAUUGAAGGACAAUGAGCGCGCACCAAAGGUCAAUAUCUUGAGAAAGGCUACGGACUAUAUCCAGUCACUAGAUAAGGAGAUGAAGAAACUAAAUCGGGAAAAAGAUGCCGAACAGAAGAGGCAGCAACACCUGUUACAACGACUUCAGACUCUGCAGAAACUCUGCAGACAAUGACACUGAAACUCGAAAAAGACAUUUGAAAGAUUUAUGUUAGUGGCUUUACACCUGUGUAAAGGUGUAUGGUUGGAACUGAAUGACAGAACUUUUGCUUCAGAUUAUUCCGGUUACUUUUGUUGUCAGAAGAGAAAAGGGAUGAAAACAGUUGUGGUUUGCAGGAAUGAGAAACUGCAUAUUGGUCACAAAGUGAAACUGGUGAACCAGUGAAAAAAUCGUUUGUAAAUAAUAUUUUGGUUGUCCUUGUGUUAGCUGUACAGCUAGUGGCCAGGAGGGCCACACUAAGUUCCCUUGUACAUUUUGUAACUUGACAUUAAGGUUUAUAUAGUUUACUUAAGUGCUUGAAGACUAAAAUAUUCUAUAUUUUCAGUUCUAUUCUUGAGAGUUGAAGAAAAGCAGCCAUUUUGAUAUGUUGUAACACCAAUCAUGCUACGAUUGACAAGUAAAGCUUGCACAUGAUUUUGUAUUCUUGGUACUUCAGAGAUGAAUUUUUGUACAAUAAACAACAAAAACGUUUACUA
Molecule: messenger RNA, 1899 nt
Organism: Branchiostoma floridae (Florida lancelet)
Lineage: Eukaryota; Metazoa; Chordata; Leptocardii; Amphioxiformes; Branchiostomatidae
Product: transcriptional regulator Myc-like
Exons: 4
Coding region: 209-1378 (389 amino acids)
Biological process (GO): regulation of transcription by RNA polymerase II
Molecular function (GO): DNA-binding transcription factor activity, RNA polymerase II-specific; protein dimerization activity; RNA polymerase II cis-regulatory region sequence-specific DNA binding
Source: RefSeq, a predicted model, not a curated record